This is a messenger RNA of Sphenostylis stenocarpa, 1743 nucleotides long. Lineage: Eukaryota; Viridiplantae; Streptophyta; Magnoliopsida; Fabales; Fabaceae. The record is from the annotation of a GenBank genome assembly.
AUGAGCUGUCUUAGCGAGAUCCGAGGUGAGGAAUUCGGGAAACCACGGGACGGAAGAGUAGCGUUAGAACAAGAGAAAGAAGCAAGUCAAGUCGACUUCAAAGUUGUGUUUGGAUUGAAAAGUUUUGGAGCAGCUCAAACGAGGAAGCGAAAACUUCUUGAUCUAAGGACUGAUUGCAGUGCUUUCCUCUCCUCUGGGAAUGGUAGCUUCCUAACCCCGGUUGGGAUGGAUCUCUAUUCAGAGCUACCCCGAGAUCACCUCUCGGGUUCACGCCUUCCGCGGGAUCUUCCCCUCCCUUCAAGAACUGGGAACCAGGUUGUAAAGCUCAUUCCCAGUCUUGCAACUUGGUCAUUUGAUCUAUUUCCUUGUAAAUUCCUAAGCAUGAGAGGAAGGAACCGCUUCACUGAGCCCCCGCUUUUGGGGGGCGGGAGACGCUAUGCUAGACCAGAUAGGGCGCCUCAAAUCUUUGAAAAAGAACAUGAAGAGGGAUUAAUAAGAAUAAGAAAAGGUUCUAUGGCUCUUGUGCUAGAAUUGCUUUUGUUUUGGGAGCUCAAUGAAAAUUAUCGUAGUGUAGUUACAGUCAACACAAUAGCUUUAACAAUGUUGUUAUUUGAGGCGUUCUGGUUUGUUUUGCUUAUGCACACCGGGCUGCUUAGUCGGAAUAGGCAAGCGGUUUGGAUCCAAUCGGUCCCACUCGUUAUUCACCCAACGAUUGGAUUGAGAUUUCCUUUUCGGAAUCUUCUCCAUCUGAAUGAAGUUGUCAGAACUGCCACCAUCGAGAAGAAUGCGCACGGUGGUGCACUGCAAUCGGCCCGGAAAAAAUCAUCCGACGGAAGAUCCGGUGGAACAGGUUCGGCGACAACGGAGGAGGAAACAUCGCCAUUCGGUUCAUCCACCUGCAGAAUCAUGAGGCUGGGAGAUGACAUCACGUCGGACCUCGGGUUUAAGACCAUCAAGAAAGAGGAUCGGACCAAGUGCGAGAUUGGAUCAAAAAUUGCGUAUGAAAUGAAAGGAUUUCUAUCUAGUACGGUACUUGAAACUUUUCCUUCACCACAAGCCCAACAACAGGAAGCAAAUAAAAAGGAUGACGAUGACGAUGGAGGUGAAGGAGGUGAGCAUAAUAUUCAGGCGGCGGCCGAAUCUGUACAUGCGGAGAGCGCCGAUAUUUCGUUUCUCGAAGACUCUUUAACAUUAAUAGAUUUGAAGGAGAACGGAAUAGCUAGUGAGAGCUUUCAGGAGGCCUCCCAUUAUCUAGAUAUAGCGCAGACGACCCCUAGCACUAGCAAUAGUCUUAUGAAUUUGAGCACGAUUGCACCUUGUGAUGCAGGGGACUCCAUGAACAGUCCUCUUUCUCAAUUUGAGAUGGAACGGGCCUCGCCUUCGGCCAAAAUCCGUAAACAGCUGUCAAGCACUACAGGCGGGGCAUCGGGAUCGGGCGAAGGAGACGAUGAUGAGAACCGUCAUCAUCUAAAAAAACUCUUUCGUCCGCGUUCUGAACGAAUGCUCUCUCGAGUCUACGAGAGAUUCUUAUUGAUUGCAGUUUUUGCCGAAUCUGGUGGAAUCGAGAGGAAUGUUCUUUUUUUAGAACAUUCCUCUCGGUGGAAUUGGGCCGUAAAUACUGUCUUCGAGGAGAUGUAUGGGCCCUUAACGAGCACCUUUGGUGACCUCGAAAGGAUCUCUCGCGUCAUGAGAGAACUUGCGUCGAAGGGGCUUUCUGGCCCCUUUUUCAAAACAAAAGUAUAA